Molecule: messenger RNA, 340 nt
Organism: Blastomyces dermatitidis ER-3
Lineage: Eukaryota; Fungi; Ascomycota; Eurotiomycetes; Onygenales; Ajellomycetaceae
Exons: 1
Source: RefSeq, a predicted model, not a curated record
GGAAUAUAGUUACCAUCCCCACCAUUAUGAGUUGAACCAGCUUCUCUUCAACAAAGGGACGAAAUCCCUCUCUCUCACCUUGCUCUCCUCUGCAAGAAUAUACGGACUACUCCGUCCAUGGGAUCUUAGGCCUGAUCGACAGCGUGUAGCAAACCUCCCGAGUCACUUUCUCUCUGGCCACUGGUGCUUCCUCCUGUUAGAUUUUCGAUUUUCUAUAGCCCAGCCAAUUGACAGCCCCAGAAAUAACGUUAAGCCGAGAGGACUCAGGACAAACGGAUGGCGGGGCGCUCCCUCCAUCGUCGUCCAUGUCUCAGCCUAACUUCCGCCGUGCUGAUUGAAC